This is a messenger RNA of Fraxinus pennsylvanica, 468 nucleotides long. The record is from the annotation of a GenBank genome assembly. NCBI's taxonomy places the organism in Eukaryota, Viridiplantae, Streptophyta, Magnoliopsida, Lamiales, Oleaceae.
AUGGGGAGAAGAAUAUUGAACGAUGCCUUGAGAACAAUCGUCAAUGCCGAAAAGAGAGGCUUCGCUUCGGCGGAGCUCAAGCCUAUCUCUAAUGUAAUGGCUUCUUUCCUUCAAAUCAUGAAAUACCGAGGGUAUAUUAAGGAUUUCCAAGUCCAUGAUCCACAUAGGGUGGGGAGGAUAACUGUGGAGCUGCUGGGGAGGAUUAAUGAUUCUCGGGCUAUCACUUAUAGACAGGAUAUCAAGGCUCAUAACAUCAAGAGUUACAAAACAGACACUCUUCCUACUCAUCAGUGGGGCUAUGUUGUAAUUACAACACCAAAUGGAGUUUUGGAUCAUGAAGAGGCAAUUCGACAAAAUAUUGAACAGGAGCUGAAGUUCCACUUUGAUUCUGUGCCGAAUUCUGAAUUGGCGUGGUACCCUUACUGUUAUUAUUAUUGUUGCCUGAUGUCGUUGCACCCUUUGGAGUAG